This is a messenger RNA of Exaiptasia diaphana, 2460 nucleotides long. Its product is annotated as CST complex subunit STN1-like. Gene Ontology annotation, cellular component: site of double-strand break; DNA replication factor A complex; chromosome, telomeric region. The record is from RefSeq and is a predicted model, not a curated record. Gene Ontology annotation, biological process: double-strand break repair via homologous recombination; nucleotide-excision repair; DNA replication. Gene Ontology annotation, molecular function: nucleic acid binding. Bases 410 to 1369 code for a protein of 319 amino acids. Lineage: Eukaryota; Metazoa; Cnidaria; Anthozoa; Actiniaria; Aiptasiidae. The transcript has 7 exons.
CGGGGGCAUUGAAAAGAAAUGUACUCUACAUUAAAUGAAUAUAUAGCGAACUACACCACCUCCCUGCAAAUCGCAUUUCCGAGAGACUGAAGUUCAAAUUUGCUCGGGGAGAAUGCCCCCGAACCCUCCUAAUUCCUCCCUCCUUCGGCGGUCGCUUGCCUCGGUUAUCYGUUCACUCUGAUCUGGCUACCGAAUUUACAUAUGGAUAGUGUUGUAUUUCUCCUCUUAUUCUGAUCAUCAGCGAUCAUCAGGCACUUUUUUAUUUUUGUUUUCUCGAGACAUUUUGGGUUUCCUUUGUUAAGUUCAUAGCGAGCGAAAGAUUGAGUACUAGUAUCCUAGUCGCGCGAAUGUGGGUGCGAAAUUUGAAAACGUUUCUCGUGAAAUUCUUCCCAAAAUAUGCUCAAUUGUUAUGGACAACGAGAAUGAUUCAAACGCCGUGUGUUAUUGGGGACUUGAUCCUACCUUUUGGAUACAUCGAAAGGUGUUUAUAAAAAUGAUAUUUAUACUUCAACAAUCGAAGUCUUACAAAGGAUUUUAUGAUUGUCAUGGUCGUAUCAUAUGCAAAGUAGAGAUCCAUGGUAUCAUUUCUAGUGUUGAUGAAAGAGAAAAGCUUGUCACUUAUAAAGUGGAUGAUGGAACAGGAAUUAUAGCAUGCUGUUGUUGGAGAGAUACAAUAAAAGAUUUGUUUACUUUGGGUGAUUUAGUCACAGUCCAAGGAAAAAUUACUGAAUAUCGCAAUGAAAAACAGUUUACUGUGAAUACAAUUUCAUUAGAGGAUAACUUUAAUGCAGAGAGUUUAUUUUGGCUUGAUGUUGUAAAUUUGUCCAAAACCCUCUACAAAGUGCCAUUUACUCCACCUGAAAGCUUGCUGAAUUGUCAGACAACAAGGAGUUCUAAGUUUUUGUUGGAURUGAUACAUCAAUGGACUCGUCUUAGCAAAAUCUGUUUUUCUUUUGCUGAAUUGUGCUCUGUUCCUGAUGUGAAAAGAUUCAUGAAUUCUGCAAUUGGUUCUGAUGCUAAAAAGGAUGAUAUUGAUGAACAAUCAUCAGUAAACGAUCAGAAAUUCUUGAGAGAUAUAUUGUGCCAAUUGGAAAGAGAAGGAGAAGUUUUUUACAAAGAUUCACACAAAGACAAAUAUGAGAUCAUAACACAUGACAAACACUUAAAACCUGUUAUAAUAAAAGCGAUCAAAAAUAUCUGCAAAGGGUCUCUGCAUGAUGGUGCUCAUGUAUCAAGAAUAACUGAUGUUGUUCAUUCAUCGCAACACCUUGGUCGAGUACCUUGUGCAAAAAUCAUUGAAUCUUUGAAGAAGCUUGUAGAAAACAGUAUAGUCUAUCAGAAAAAUGACCAAAUCUACUGCUUUGUUUAGAUGUAAUGAUCAGGUUAACURUGGUAGAAUACCUGGACAAUUUGAUGAGGUAAAACCUUGCAAUGCAGUGAGCUCUUAAUGUUGUAGAAAACAGUAUAGUCUAUCAGAAAAAUGACCAAGUCUACUGCCUUGUUUAGAUGUAAUGAUCAGGUUAACUGUGGUAGAAUACCUGGACAAUUUGAUGAGGUAAAACCUUGCAAUGCAGUGAGCUCUUAAUGUACUUGUUAAAAUGUUGGUUUGUGUUGUACUUAAAAAAAAAGGAUGUGCUUCACUUUUACAUGUAAUGGUGUGAAGAUAUUAUUAUUAGAAUAGGCUAGCUAUAUAAAUAGCUUGGAGACUGAAUGACAACCAGCUCGGCCUCCACUGACUUAGAUUAUAGGCUAUUGCACAGCUAUUCAGACUACCUCUACAAUGGUACACUAAUUCUUGAGGCAACACUUAAGACAAAUCAAUUAUAUAUGUGGCCUAAUUACUCUAACUAUAAACAUGUUAUAACUAGUUGGUUCAUCCAGUGUGUCCGUGAAAUAGUUUUUCAACUCAAUUCGGCAAUUUUUUAAAAUUGCCGAAUUGUAAUACAAAAGCCUUUGUCUGUUUUACUAUUUAUUAAUUAGACUUGCUUUCCUUCGAAUUAGAAAAGGAGAUGCUAGUAGAGAACAAUAGAUCAAAGCAAUGCGUCGUGAUGGAAACACCAGCUAAUGCAAUUGCGUUUUAUUAGUGUUACAACUGUUUCAAGGAUGAAACAAGUGCACUGCACAAUAAAAUACGCGAAAACAAAAAACAAUGAACUCGCUUUGAKUGAAAUAAUGAACCAAACACUUUGUGUUUAUUUAUAGUCUUACAGUUUUUUAAACGACUGGAAACAAAAAAACAUUGAUACGUUUUUCCAGCUGCAAAAAAUGAAAACAAAAACAAACAAAAAAAGCGACAACAACAAAAUUAUUUGCACGAAUUUUCGCAAUUCUUGGGAAGGAAUUUAAAUUCAAAACUCUAGACAAGUCCAACUUGCAAAUACUAAAGUGUGUUAUCUAGCUUGCAAUGAAAUGUAACAGCUUGAUAUUGAAUUUCUGGUUUGCAAAAAAUCCAAGAAGAGA